Molecule: messenger RNA, 3782 nt
Organism: Bactrocera oleae (olive fruit fly)
Lineage: Eukaryota; Metazoa; Arthropoda; Insecta; Diptera; Tephritidae
Source: RefSeq, a predicted model, not a curated record
CAAGCGCAACGAAGUUCUGUAAAGAAAUUAAACAAAGUAUAGCAAAAUAGUAUAUAAGAGAGCUCAACACAGUAGAGAGAAAUAUGGUAUUGUAAUGAUUGAUAGUGCUAAUGGAAGCACAUAGGAUCUACUGGACAAUCCAGAGCGUUUGAUCCAAUCGAAUAAACUAAUCGAGAUAGAUAUAGAGUCCUGUAUAUCAAAAUAAUAAGGAUGACGAGGUCAGAUGAGUUGAACUCCCGAUGUCUGCGUGUCAGUUCGUUCGUCUGUACGUGCAAGCGGUAACUUAAGUAAAAAUUGAGAUAUGAAAAAGUUUAUGGAAUUUGGUACAUAUGUUUCAUGGAGCACUAAAGAAGUUGAUAUUGAAGAUUGGCCCACAAAAUGCCGUUAAUAGAAAACUGUUAAAGUGCCGCAAAUUAAUUUUGUACAAGUCUUCGAAGUAUGGAAUGACAUCUGCGAUUUACAAUUUUUUACAAAGUGUAUAACAUCACUUUCACAUUUCUAUGUUACAGUGUGAACUACAUACACACCUACUUUUCAGAUAACACAAUUUUAAAUUCUAUCUGAUUAUUUCACUUUACAGUACGCAAAUCAAGCACUAUUUAAUGAAGACAUAGGAACUUUGUUUGAAUAUAAUCCACAAUAUAAGGCAUCCCAUUUCUUAAACUCAUAAAUUUUCAAGUCCCAGGUACCGAAUAUGUGAAUAUCAGUGCCUAUGUCUGACAUUAUACCAAAAAUAUCGGCCAAUCAGUGGAUAUACUAAUGAAAUUCAGAGAGAAUAGCUUCAUAGUAAUAAUGCGCCCUUGUGAAAAUUAGGAAAAUUCGGUAAUAUAUUUUAUAUAGUAUAGUUUAAUACCGAAAAUGUGUGAAAGCAGUUCUACCCUAACUUCUUUAUACUACUUAUAAUGAUUUUCAUAAUUCUAGCAGACUUUAUACUCAAAGUAUCGGUCGAUGUGUGAAUUAUCUCAUUAAAAUAGCGUGGAAACAUGUUCUGGAGUCCAGACCUUUCCCUAGCCCCAAUAUUAUUAUAAGUGAUUUACGACUUUCCACAUUACCUUAAAUUGUUUGGUUGAUUUUCAUAUAAAUGUAUCGGACCAAACAAAAUGUAGUAAUAUACUUAAGUCAAUAAGAUAUCAAGAAAGAUUUUAAUUCAUUGACUGAUUCGUCGAAUAAUGUAUGUUGAAUUCUUACGCAUCAUUUUUUAACCCUUUGUUGCACUGGCGAGAAGUGCUAGAGCCGAUUUAUCGGUCCGCGCCUUGUAGCGCUUUACUAUUUGCAUUGCGGGAGAACUCUAUCUCAAAAUAAAUUUGUAAUGCGUUAUAAAUGAUCUUAUUUCAUCACAAAAUAAUUUUAAAAAAAUAUUUUUUUGUUUGAACUCUUUGUUGACGACGUUUUUUCUGUCGCUUGGAGGUACCGGAAUCUAACAUAAACACCGUACCUUCAAGUUAUGUUUAUGUUAUGUAAUAUGUAAUAUUGGUUAUCUUGUUACAAAAUAUAUAUUGGAAAUACAAAGUAUAUACUUUAUAAUAAUUGGCCCAUAUACAAUUAUGAUGAACAGAUGACUGUUUGUAUGUGCAUAUACGUUUUCUACAAGAGAUCUCAAAUUCAUUUCAUUUACAAACGUUUAUACCUUUGUUUUUUUUUUAAUUUCAAAUGGCACUAAUUUCCCUGGCACUAAAAGGGUUAAUAUACGAUUUUUUCAACACCUAAAAUGGAUGGUUUAUCUUAUUUUUUGUUGAACAAAUAAAUAUAAAUUCAAUGUUACAAAGAAAGUACUCUUUAAACCAAAAUUUUUACCUCAUUCUCGGUGUUCACAGCGAAAAAUGGGGUCAUGUGCUAAGUAUGAUGACAUAGGAAUGCAUUUAAAUUCAUUAAAGAAGAGCGUGGUUAGAGUUAAGGGGUUACUGAUCGUUAACGAGUCCGAAUCGAAUUGAUAGAAAUAUGACAAUUAAUUAUUUGUAAAAUAAAUUGAUUGUUGUAAAUUUUGUUUGCUUAAAAGUGUUGUUGUUUAAUAGCAGCUUUAAUUUUGCCUUCAAAAGUUAUUAAGGCCACCGCCUGGUGGGCACAGUUACAAAUACGAGUAAAGGGGGAACGACUAUGUGUAACAAAUAUUUUUUAUAAUAAAAUAUUAUUUUGUUUUAAAUAAAUUAUAGUUAUACAAAAUAAAUUAAAUGAUAAUAAUUUUCCAGUUCGGAAAUUUUUACAGACUUUUACUAUAUUUCUAUAAAAAUAGACAAAUUUCUAUACAAAUCAGUACUAUAUACAAUAUACUAAAAUCUUUAAAAAACUCAGUCGAAAUUUUAUUCAAAACUAUUUAAAAGAAAAAGCAUCAUGAAAUACAUAAUUUAAACUUGAUUUAUGCAGCCAUUUCGCACGUGUUGCAUGAAAUUCGCCACUGUACCCGCCUUCCUAAUGGCAACGGCUCUUAAGUAGCUCUGUUUGGAAGUGUGUCAGAUCAUUCAACUUUAGCACUUUCACUGUAUAUGUAGCCCUGACGCCACGUAUGGUCGCUAAUCACUUAACAAUGCAAAACGACAAGUGGCAUGCAGCAAGCCCACUAAACUAAAUAAAAUUAGCCGUCUGCCACAGAGUCAUACGUCUUGAUGUCUUGGCAAAUACAAUGGGAAUACUUUAAUUCAGUGCAAUUGUAAACGCCAAAGCGUCAGCAACGCGUCAAAUGCAAGAAAUAUUAUAAGAAAAUUUGAAUGGAAUAAUAUUAAAAUUUUUUAAAAAAUUAAAGUGGAUUUUCUCAAAUCGCUUUUUGAGAUACAUUCGUAUACUUUUGCGCCGGACUUAGAAGAAAGUGCAGCAACACCAGCGCUACUAACACUACCAUCGUGCCCGUCCACAAUGAAACGUUUCAAUUGUUUCAGUUUACGUUCAUUUGGCAUUGUUGUUGCCGGCUUUGAUAUCAUCGUAGGGUUGUGCACGCUAGCACUCUGCUCCUACUAUCUGUGGACCGACUAUGUGUAUGUGUCAUAUUGGCCGCAGGACGAUGUGAAAAUAUUGAGUCCUUUAAGUAAUUUCAUUGCAAUAGUUGUUGAUUAUGUACUCGUACAUAACUUCUCCAAUGCUUUCUAUAUGGUACUGGCUGUUACUAUUUGGGUAAAAUCGUUGAUUAAUUUAGUUGUUGCUUCUAUACUCAUGGAUGGUAUAAGAAAGCAACGUCUUGUUUGCAUUGCUCCCUGGCUCAUUAACACCACGAUUUCGAUUGGCAUUGAGAUAGCCGUAUUUGUAUUCAUGGAAAUUAAAAUGAAUGAAUUCGAAGAGGAAAUCGCAUUGGAUCGGCGUAUAGUGCAUAGUGUGAUUUUUGGCGUAUUUAUGGUCUUCAAUGCGCUCUCUUUAUUCGGGAUCUUUGCACUAUACAAAUUGCUCAAGGCAACGGUCAGUGAGAAUCGUACAUUACAGGAGAGUAUUGUGGAAGCAGCUGGACUCUAUCAGCAUGUUAAAGUUUAAAUUUGGCUUGAAUCCAUGGCGAAUUUUAGUAGCACCAUUAAACAACAAUUUGGUUAUGAGCGUUUUGUUUAUUGAAUAAUGCAUUUAUUUAACAAGAAAAUUUAAAAAUUUUAAUAUAUAAUAUGUAAAACUUCCAAAAUAAAUAAAACAGUGCUCUUAUGAAACAGUUUAAACGAGAGUUGGAAUCAAGGAUUGGGCGAGAAAUUUACUUCAGGUCAGUGUCAUUUUAACUCUUUCAUUCAAUAUUGUGGAUAAUUUUUCCUCAAAUUCACUUAUCCCCAAUAUUUUUGUUUAUUUCAACUCACCUCAAAUACCACAACGAAAGCCAA